Molecule: messenger RNA, 5319 nt
Organism: Vespula vulgaris
Lineage: Eukaryota; Metazoa; Arthropoda; Insecta; Hymenoptera; Vespidae
Gene: CLIP-190
Product: restin homolog
Biological process (GO): cytoplasmic microtubule organization
Cellular component (GO): microtubule plus-end; cytoplasm; nucleus
Molecular function (GO): microtubule plus-end binding
Source: RefSeq, a predicted model, not a curated record
CUUGUUCCGAGACUAGUUGUCAUCUACCUCAGCUUUUCCGUUAAUCGCGAAUCGAGUACCAAAGAGAAUCUCGUCGGGUCGUUUCGACGAGAGAACGGCAGUGAAAUAAAUGUGAUCGUUCUAUAAAUGGGAAGUGCCGACAAAAUAAUACAUAGAAAUACAUUGAAGUGUUAAGUAAGUGUGUUAUAUUAAAAAUAAGUGAAAAAAAAAGAAGAAGAAGAAAUCAAAAUGACGGAAGCGAAGCCAUCGGGAAUAAGACCACCUUCGAAAAUUGGCAGACCAUGUUGCACUAUACCACCGAGACCAGCUAUUCCUCCACCAUCUCCGAAAGCAUCAUCAGGCAACAGUAUGGAUCAUCUCUGGGAAACGCAUGGUCGUAAAUUAAGUGAAGCUGGAUUGCGCAGAGGAUCAGAUACUAGUGUCGUAUUGACGGAGGACACGGACAGCUUCAUAAUAGGAGAUCGAGUAUGGGUUGGUGGGACGAAGCCUGGUUCAAUAGCUUACAUCGGCGAAACACAAUUUGCUCCAGGAGAUUGGGCUGGCGUAGUACUCGACGAGCCCAUAGGAAAGAACGACGGGUCUGUAGCUGGCUGUCGAUAUUUCCAAUGCGAACCUAAACGUGGAAUUUUCUCACGCUUAACGAGAUUGACCAGACAACCUCUACCAGAAGCAUCGUCUCCGAUUCAAAGAACUCCUACAACACCACCGGAUAGUACAAGGGGAUGCUUAAUCAAGUCCGUUUCACCCUCAUUGAACGCAUCGACUACCAGCCUCUCGUCAACGGUCUCGCAAAGGGAUUUGAAAAUAGGUGAAAGGGUCAUUGUAUCCUCCAGUCAGGGAAGCAAAACAGGAGUACUACGUUAUAUGGGAGCAACGGAGUUUGCACCUGGGGAAUGGUGUGGAGUCGAAUUGGAUGAUCCUCUUGGGAAAAACGAUGGUUCUGUCGGUGAUAAAAGGUACUUCGAAUGUCGACCAAAAUACGGCCUGUUUGCGCCAGCUCACAAGGUCAGUAGGUCACCCUCGAGCAAAAGAACAUCCUGCGUGAUUCACAAGCCGUCUGGUGCUGCUCUUAACUCGACCUUGAAGAGGACAAAUUCUCGAGAAUCAUUAGUCUCGAUUUCCAGUGUUAACAGCAGUAUAGCUGGCUCGAGAAUUGCUACAGGCGCUACGAGGCGGCCUGGUAUGCGCACGUCGACACCUAUUCAAAGUUCAUUGCAGGAAAUGUUAAAGGAGAAACAACAGGAAAUAGAAUUUCUACGAAGGGAACGAGAUUUGGAAAGAGAUCGUGUCACAAAGGCCGCCAAUCAGGCUGAUCAAGCGGAACAAUCUGUAAUUUUAAUGAAACAAGAAUAUGAUAAGUAUCGCGAGGAGAUGCAAAAGACCGUUCUCAAUGCAGAAACGACGCUUAAAAAAUUAUUGGAAGAGAAGAACGCAUUGGCGAUGCAGUUAGAAGAGGAGAGAAGAAAAUGCGAGGACCUACUCUUCCGUUUUGAGGAAGAAUCCGUCAAUAAAGACGAUAUACAAAAAGAGAGAAGUGAUCAAAGUGUAAUAAAUACAGUAAAUGAAAACAGGAUCAAGGCACUUGAGAAACAACUUUCGGAGGAAAGGGAACGUGUUAUACAACUUGAACGCGACAGUACGAAAUUAUUCGAAGCUGAGGAAGAACUUGCUCGUUUACGUAGUAAUGCGAGUAAUCAAGACAAAAAAGAAUUCGAAGAUUUGCGUAAUCACAAUGAAAAUUUGAAGGAAACGAAAGCCGAAUUGGAAAAGCAAGUUAACGAGAAAACCGUUUUAAUAGAGGAAUAUCUCGUCUCUAUGAAAAGUCUUGAAAUCAAAUUGAACGAGAAGGAAAAAGAAUGUGUUUUGAAAGUGGAAGCUGAAAACGAUCUGCAAAAGAACUUGGAACGAGCUAAGGAAGAUCUUCAAGAGAAAUUAAAUUACAUCGAAAACAUGAGAGAAGAAUUUGAAACUAAUACGAGUGCUUUGAAGAAGGAAUUAAACGAGAUGAAGAAAACUAUCGAGGAGGUUAACGAAAGGCACGCGACUGAGAAACAAUCGUUGAUAUCAGAAUAUGAGAAAAUUGUCGAAGAUAAGAACAAGCAAAUAGAAAUGAAAUCGCAACAGUUGGCAACAGAGUCGCAAAAACAUUUGGAAAAUCAGAGCAACGUUUUGGAAAAUUUAAAAGCUGAGAAUAUGAAACGUAUCAACGAGUUAUCCGAAUCGUUUGGUCAACAAUUGAAUGUUAAAGAUACGAAACUUAAGGAGAUAUCUACGCAAUUGAACGAGAAAAUUUCAGAAGCUCAAAAACUCACCAACGAGUUGUCCGAUCAACAGGAUUUGUAUAAUAAAAAGGACAAGGAAUUGACUGAUACAUUGCAAAAACUUGAAGAAUUAAAUUCGCAAUUGAAAGCGGCCGAAGAUAAAAAUGUUUUGCUUUCUGAUCAACUUCGGACUCGGGAACAUGCGGCCGAGGAUACGAAGAAAAUAAUGAAGGAGAAAGAAAAAUUGGAAGAAGACUUGUCUGUGUUAAGAGCUACGGCAACAGAUUCCUCUGCAUAUUUAGAAAAAUUGAACGAAGAAUUGAAAAUAAAAGACAAAGAGCUUAUGGAAAUUCGAGCUUCCAUGACGGCAGAGAUCGGAGAAUUAAAGAAACAAUUUCAAGAAGAAAUCGAAGAGAAAUCCAAAUACAUCGAAGAGAUUAGUUUAGACACGUCGCAGAAAUCAAUGAUAAUAAAUAAAGUAGAGAAGGAAAUUUCUGAAUUGAAAUCAAUCGUCGAAAGCAAAGACGAAGAGAUAAAACAUCUAGUAGAAAAGAAUUCAGAAUUACAGUAUGCUCUUACAUUAUCCGAGCAAACUAAAACGAAUUUGGAAAGUGAACUUCGAGUAUUCGAAUCUAAUAUAGAGAAUUUAAAUCAACAAUUAACAAGGGCUGAAGAGAAGCUAGUAAAUGUAUCUUCCCAGAAAGAGAAAUUGGAAUUGGAUAUAGCAAACUUGAUAAGUAGUUCUGCGAAUUCCUCCGAACAAUUAACGAAAUAUAACGAGGAGUUGCGGGAAAAAGAAAGAGAAAUUGAUAAAUUACAAGAGAAGGUCUAUCAAAGAGAAAAUCAAUUGACAAGCGCGCAAGGAAGAUUAGAAAGUACGGAAGAAGAACUUAAUAAAAAUAUAUCUUCGUUGCAACAAUUACGUUUAGAGACGGAGGAUGUUAAAUCAGAAUUAAUUAAAGAGAAAAGACAGUGCGUUGAAUUAUCCGAGAAGAUAAAAGAACAGGAAUCUAAGGAAAAGGAUCUUCUCGGUGCAAUAGAAACUGCAAAAGCUACGGAAAUAACUUUGAAAGAGAAAUGUAAAACGAUCUCUGAUCUUACCGAACGAUUGAACCAAAUUGAGGAAGAGAAAGUUAUUCUUCGUAAACGGUAUGAAACUGCAGAGGAGUCGUUUAAAAAAGAAUCGUCGAGUCUACGAAAGCAAUUGGAUGAUGUCAAGACAGAAUUGAUUACGUCGCAAGAAGAAAUGAAAGCUUUGCAAAAGGCGAGAGCUGAUCAAAGUGCGAAUCGUUGGUCGAUCGAAGAAUUAACUGAGAAGCUCACCUCGGAAACGGAAGCUCGAUCUAAAAUUGAAUCUUUAAUUUCUGAAAAGGAUUCGAAAAUCAAAUCGUUAGAAAACGUACUUUCAGAUUUACGACGAGAAAAGGAAACUAUAACGUUAAAUAAAGAAACUAUACAUCAAGAUUUCACGAACACAUUGAAUGCUAUGGAAAAUACUAUAACGGAUUUAAAUAAAAAAUUAGUUGUCGCUACUGGAGACAUAGAAACUAAGAGUAACGAAUUGGCUGUUGCACAAGCAGAAGCUGAGCAACGUAAAAUACAAAUCUCGGAGCUCGCAAAGGAAUUAGAUUCCUUCAAAGAUUCUCAAAUACAGUCCAACGAUAAAUUGAAUGGUUUGGAGGAUAAAUUAAAGGAAAAGGAUAAUGAACUUCGUAAAGCUGAUGAAAAUAAAAUUAGUUUAGAAAGUAAUUUAAAACAAUUAGAAAUAGAAUUGAAGAAUGUACAAUCCGAUGUAGUUACUAAGAAUAAUUUACUUACUGAAUUGAAUGAAAAAAUAAGAAAUAUACAGGAUACUAAGGAAGAUUCUAUAAUUCAAUUACAAAAUAAGUUGGAAAAUGAUAUUAAGGCUAAAGAAUCUGUAUUAGAUAUUAGUAAGAAGCGUAAUAAUGAAUUAGAAAAAGAAAAAGAGUCGCUUGAAAAACUUCUUGCAAAACAAACUGCUGAUUUAAAUGCGAAUGAAGUAACUAUAAAUAAUUUAAAGGAACAAUUAAAAACUUUACAAGAUAGGCAAGAACAACAAACGAAAGCUGAAGAUGAUUCUAAGAAAGAAGAAGUUAAAGUUAUGUUGAACGAGAUAGAGGAAAUGCAUAAACAACAAAAAAAUUUAUUAAUUACGAAGGAUUCUCUCGAAAAAUUAAUUAAGGAACAAGAUAGUAAAAUUGAUAUGUUAACAAAUACUAUUAAAAGUAAGGAGAAGGAAGCCGAAAAAAAUACGCAAAAUCUCAUUGAAAAAUUAAAUAUUGUCACGACAGAAGCAGCACAAUUGAAAGAAGUACAAAGUCGUCUGGAGAAGGAAAAUAAACAGAUUACUUCAAAAUUAUCUGAGGCUACGAAUCAAUUGAAAUUAUCACGUGAAAACAUAAAAAAUAAUUUUGAUGCAGCUGGAGGUGAUAUGAAUCAAGAAAUGGAUAAAGACAUUGAUGUGAUAAGAUUAAAAGAAGAAAACGAGACGGUUAAAAGUCAGAUCGAUUUUUUAAAUUCUGUAAUAGUGGAUAUGCAGAGAAAAAAUGAAACUCUCUUGUGUAAAAUAGAAGUUUUAGAGAUGGGUGUACCCGCAAAUGAAGCAGACGAUUACAAUCGGAGUACAUUAGAAAAACGAAAUAAAGCACCUCGUAUGUUCUGUGAUAUUUGCGAUCAAUUUGAUUUACACGAGACAGAGGAUUGCCCGCGUCAAGCACAAGAUUUUUCAGAACCUGAAAAGAUUAUAAAAUCUCCGAAGAAACCAUCUUUGGAGAGACCGUACUGUGAGAAUUGCGAAACCUUUGGACACGACACACGUGAUUGCGAUGAUACAGAAACAUAUUAACGUCAUAUUGUUAUCUGUAGUUCUAUUUACAAUGCUUGCCAGAAAUCCUAAUUAUAAAGAAAUUUGUUGAAGUUUGCAGAGUAUAUUUUUGUAUCGGAGAAGUACAAUCAGGUCCUAAUGUGAGCAUGUCUUCCUUCGUAGGGUAAAUAUUUCUGCACAAGUCGAUGCAUUCGAAAAAAAAAAAAAAAGAAA